GCACCAGACGCCGAUCCCCACCACCGCCACCGCCUCCCAACCAACCUCCACGCCCCCCCAAGCCGUUCCCUUCGCCUGAAUCUGAUCCCAUCCUUGGCCCGCUCGGCGGCGCCUUGCGAUUGCGGCCGGCGCGCAGGCUAAGAUGGACAGCGCCGACGUCGCGGCGCCGUUCGGCGCCUGGGCGUCGAUCCGGGGGUACUUCACCCCGGCGACGCUCUUCCUCGUCGUCAACCUCGUCAUCGGCACCAUCGCGCUCACCUCCCGCGCCACCCAGCAGCGCCGCCGCCGGGAGCACCACCACUACCACGACGACGGCCACGGCCACUACCACAUCCAGGAACCGCUGCACCCGCAUCAGCAACCGGCGUACGGCGACCACUACUACUACCAGCAGCAGCCGCAGCAAACUCUGUACGCGACGCCGCCCGCGCCGCUCGCCCGCACGUCCUCCGUCCUGGACCGGCUCGUGUCCUUCGGCCUCUACCGCUUCCGCUCCGGCGACUUCCCGCCCGAGUACGGCGCCGCGGCGGGGGCCAACCACGCGCAGGACGCCUUCGCUCCGGUGGAGGAAGAGACGGCGGCGCAGCAGGCGCACUACGCCAGGAGCCGGUCGGAGCCGGCGCCCGCGCGGGAGGAGAGGAGGCCGGCGUCGAUGAAGAAGUCGGGCGCGGAGGUGAGGAAGGCGCAGGCGGCCCGGGCGCCGCCGAGGGUGGUCGCCGAGGACGACUCCGUGGACGCGAGGGCGGAGCAGUUCCCUGCAAGUUUCAGGCGGGAACCGGCGCCGGCGCCGCUGCAGCAGGAGCACAACUACCAGGAAGAGUACGUUCCGCCUCCGGCGCGGGCGCCGGCGCCGGCACCGCUGGCGCGCACGUCGUCCGUCAUGGAUCGCCUCCGCUCCCUGGGCCUCUACGGCUUUCUCGCACCUGAGCAACCCGCCGCCGCGGCGACUCCAGCAAGCGCACCGCCGCCGGCGGUCGAGAAGAAGCAAGCGCAGUCGCACUACGACAGGAGCCGGUCCGAGCCGGCGUGGGGGCAGGGUAGCAAUAAAAAGGAGAAGAAGCAGGAGGCCAGGUCCAGAAUGGCCAAGUCGAGCUCGGAAACGAGGAAGGCCGCCGCUCCGAGCCGGGUGGAGGCGGCUGUGGCGGGCGAGAGCGUCGACGUGAGGGCGGAGGCGUUCAUCGACAGCUUCAGGCAGCAGCAAGCGCAGCACCACCGCGAAGAGGAGUACGUCCCGCCUCCGGCGCCCGCGCCGCUGUCGCGCGCGCCGUCCGUCCUGGAGCGCGUCCGCUCGUUCACCCUCUACCGCUUCCGCUCCGGCGAUCUCGGCCCAGACUUCCCUGCCGCGGCCGCCGCGGAGUCGACGCCCCCGACCGCGGACGAGAAGAAGCAGGCGGCGGCGCACUACGGGCGGAGCCGGUCGGAGCCGGCGGGGGAGCAGGGCAAGAAGGAGCCGAGGAUGAGCAAGUCGAGCUCCGUCGUCGCGGAGGAGGAGGAGCCGGCGGCGGACGCGGACCAGGGCGUCGACGCGCGGGCCGACGACUUCAUCAACAAGUUCAGGCAGCAGCUGCAGCUGCAGCGGCUCAACUCGCUGCUCAACUACAAGGAGAUGCUCAACCGCGGAGGCGGCAAGCAGUAGCUCGAUCUCGCCGGCAAGGACGGAGGAGAUCGAGGAGUCUCCAUUCCGCCAUGCAGGAAUCGCCUAGCUAGCUUCUGGGUAGGAUCCUAAUAUUACUACUAAAAUGUGUUUGGGUCAGCGAUCACUAGAGUGUGAAUUAUAGAAUGGUGGUUUUUUGUGUACUGUUAAAUUGCUUGUAAGAACUGCUAGUUUUUUAAAAAAAAAAUUGGAACCUCCUGAAAAUUAUCCGAUUA
Panicum virgatum (switchgrass) is the source of this 1869-nucleotide messenger RNA. RefSeq names its product pathogen-associated molecular patterns-induced protein A70-like. The coding region runs from base 143 to 1636 and encodes 497 amino acids. The transcript has a single exon. Lineage: Eukaryota; Viridiplantae; Streptophyta; Magnoliopsida; Poales; Poaceae. The record is from RefSeq and is a predicted model, not a curated record.